Cuscuta campestris is the source of this 1268-nucleotide messenger RNA. NCBI's taxonomy places the organism in Eukaryota, Viridiplantae, Streptophyta, Magnoliopsida, Solanales, Convolvulaceae. The record is from the annotation of a GenBank genome assembly.
AGAUCCCAAUCUCUCUCCUCCCCCAACCCUAAUUAAUUCUCUCUCUCUCUCUCCGCCAUUAUUAGGACGGAUUUCUCUUCUCUCAGAUUCUACAUUUCACCAAUAUAUGUCUCCUCGAUUUCAUGCGUUUUUUUAAAAUAUACGUACAAGAGAUUAGGAGGCAGGCCUGUAUGUACAGCUCGGAUCUCCAGGUAGGGGAACGUCUCCAAGCUCAUCGCUGACUUGUUAUUUUGAUCCGCAUUCGAAUUUGGAUCCGAUUUGUUCUAGGGAUUCGAAUGAUGAUUUCGGAUCCGAGUCUGGUCCGCUACGCCUGCGUUGCCCAGCACGCCACCGUCCUCGCCGAGUUCAACUCCGAGGACGCCGAUCUCGGAUCUCUGGCGAUCAGGUGUCUCGAGAAAACGCCGCCGUUUCACUCAAUGUACACGCACACCGUCCGCGGACGCUCCUACGCCUUCCUGAUCGAGAAUCCGUACGUCUACUUCGCGAUCUUCGAGGAGAAGAUGGAGAAACAUGACGGCCUGGCGUUCCUCAGGGGCGUCAAGGAGGAGUUUGACCUCUUCGUGGCAGAGGUGAGUUCCGCGAAGAAGCGUCUUGAACAGGCGGGCUCGCAUUGCUUCCAGGGGGAAUUCAAUCCGGUGUUCCACCGGUUGCUCGCUUCUUCAAUGUCGGAGACCGAGGAGCCUCCCCGUUCGCCGAGGAAGAUGAGCCACGAGAGCACCGGGAGCAUGGACUCUCUGUCCUGCGGGUGCAAUAUGGGGACAACACCGUUGUUCAACGAGGCUUCAAACAACUUGAAGAAGAAGAAUAAGAAGAAGAGGCUAUUGGGGGAGAGCGACGACACAGCGGGGCUGAGCAGGGACUUCUCUGUGUCAAUGCACAAGAACAGCGCCGCGUAUUCCGGCGAGUUGGGACACCAGAGGGCGAAGAGAGUUUGGAAGAGGCAAGUUUGGGUGGUUCUCGCCCUCGACCUUAUCGUCUGCACCAUGUUGUUCAUUGUCUGGCUUUGGGUUUGCAGGGGGUUCAAAUGCAUUGAUGGCUGAGCUGAGUCUUUGAUUACAACAACCCUUUUUUUUCUCAUCUUGCAUUGAUUGAACAUGUUCUUUUGUUAUUUUUAUCAAUGCCAAGUUGUGUUUGCUGAUCAAUGGUGAUGGAACACCCACAUACAAAACCCUUUUUUUCUUAUAUGAUGCUGUAGUAAUCUGUAUGCUCAUAUAAAUGGAUUUCUGUAUAAUAUUCUGUAUAUGGAAGACUAAAAAUAUGUAUUUCAA